Molecule: messenger RNA, 1413 nt
Organism: Loxodonta africana (African savanna elephant)
Lineage: Eukaryota; Metazoa; Chordata; Mammalia; Proboscidea; Elephantidae
Product: olfactory receptor 4P4-like
Exons: 1
Coding region: 481-1413 (310 amino acids)
Biological process (GO): G protein-coupled receptor signaling pathway
Cellular component (GO): plasma membrane
Molecular function (GO): olfactory receptor activity; G protein-coupled receptor activity
Source: RefSeq, a predicted model, not a curated record
AAGAUAAAUAAUAUUUCAUUGAAAUAUUUUUUUCAAUAACGCAAAAUUGCACAAUAAAUGGAAUACCAAAAUUUUAAAUAAAGACAGGAUUUGAACCUCCACUUGAACACUUCAUUCUGGUCCUCUUUCAACCUAUCAAGAGGAUGAGCUACUCCAGGACAAGAAAUGCAUCUUCUGUAAGCUCCCUUUUGUGUCCCAUCCAUAAGGUGACUGUACUUCUUAACUUGUAACUUGAGCUAUUACAACUAUUACUAUCUCUCCUUUUCACUCUCAAAAAUAGCCUGAUCAGAAUGGUAAACUAUAUAGUAAGCCUACCAGUGUAAGGUUUAGCAUUAAUGACUUUGCGUGUAUGUUAUAGGAUAGCUGAUCGAUUAACUAAAUUUGUUUCUGCAAUACUCACUCUGAUUCACACAUGCUUAAUCAAUUUUUCUGAUGCUAAUUUGCAACUUUUUUCCCAGUUAUACCCUCUGAGAAUUAACCAUGGAAAAUAUCAAUAACGUCACAGAAUUUAUUCUCUUGGGACUUUCCCAGAAAAAGACAAUUAAAACUUCCUGCUUUCUAUUAUUCUUACUUUGUUACAUAGCUAUUUGGAUGGGAAACUUGCUCAUAAUCAUUUUCAUUACGUACAGUCAGCUAAUAGGCCAACCCAUGUAUUUCUUUCUUAAAUACCUUGCUCUCGCAGACCUGUGUUAUACCUCAACAGUGACACCCAAGCUUCUCACUGAUUUACUGGAAGAAACAAACACGAUUUCUUACGCUAGCUGCAUGGCACAGCUUUUUGCUAUGCACUUCUGUUCGGGGAUAGGAAUUUUCAUCCUCACAGUGAUGGCCUAUGACCGCUACGUGGCCAUCUGCAAGCCCCUGCACUACACGGUCAUCAUGAGCAGGAGGAGGUGUUAUGUAUUGGUCUUUGCUUGCUGUACUGGGGCAUUUCUGCAUUCCCUUGUGCAGUGUCUCCUCACUAUCAACUUACCUUUCUGUGGCCCCAAUGAGAUAGAUCACUAUUUCUGUGAUGCGUAUUCUUUGCUAAAACUGGCCUGCACAGACACGUACAUAUUCGGGAUCCUGGUUGUUGCCAAUUCAGGCAUGAUGGGUUUGGUGAAUUUUGUUGUCUUGAUGCUGUCUUACUUCUUGAUAUUAUACACUGUCAGGGUUCACCCUGCCAAAAGCCGCAACAAAGCUCUUUCUACUUGCAGUUCCCACAUAACAGUUGUGGUUCUUUUCUUUGCGCCUAUCCUGUACAUUUACAUUAGACCACCUGUAACUUUUCCAGAAGAUAAAGUGUUUGCUCUUUUCUACACCAUCAUUGCCCCCAUGUUCAACCCUCUGAUCUACACUUUGAGAAACAUGGAGAUGAAGACUGCGAUGAGGAAAGUUGGUAUGAGAAUCCAUUUUUGGUUGGAAGGCAUAUGA